AAACGGUGCUGCACCAGUUGAGUAGUCCUCGACUUAUGACCGGUUGAGUAGUCCUCGACUUACGACCAGUUGGGGAUUGUGGCAUUAAAAAGGUUGAGAACCACUGCAUUAGGAUAAUACAGUUCUUAGUAUUUUAGUAACAAAGAGGUUAACUAUGAACAUUUUUCUAACGUUUAUCCAAUUAGCAAUAGCAUCCAUACAAAACUUCUUCUCUAGUUAGUCCUCUUGGUUGCGUUAUAUUUGUCCCGUUUUCAACAUCCUCAUUUAGACUUUUCCCCCCCACAAAAUUGAAAUCAUUUUCACCUGUUAACAGAUAGGAUGUAAUGCUUUUAACAGAACACCUUGGCUCACGCUACCUGCCCAAACCAUGCCCAAUUCAGUUGGCAGAAUCACAGUCAACCCCCCUCCCCCCCUUUCACCUGGUCUACGUGUUGUACAACCCAACUGAACAUCCACUCUAAUAACAGGGUCUGAAUAUUAAUUUACCCUGCUCUCCAGCCCAAUCAAAAUCAGUCUCUUGGCGGUGUGAAGCGGGGGGGGGGGGAAGCUGGCCAAAAGCAGGCCGGCUUGAACCCACACCCUUCCCAGGAUGGAAGCCAUGCUCCUCUGAAGAUCUACCUCGCUGACCCCCAACAGUUGGAUACCAUCACAUCCAAGAGCUGGGAUGGACUAAGAGGAAGUGGGUCCCAGUCCGGCUGAAGUCUCGAAGAGCAAACGGGGCCCAGGUAGCCUCCAACCACAGCAUGGAAUUAAAGCAAUCCAUCUCCAGCGGCUUGGGAGCCGAGAAACCGCCGAGGAGCUAUGGGGCGGUGAAAGAGACCGAGUGGAAACCCACCGAUGGGUUCGGGAAAAAUCAACUCGACAUCAUUUCAAUGGCAGAAACAAGCAUGAUGCCCGAGGAGAUAGAGAUGGAAAUGGCAAAGAUUCAAAGACUUCGGGAAGUCUUGGUCCGAAGAGAAUCCGAACUGAGAUUUAUGAUGGACGACAUCCAGUUGUGCAAAGACAUUAUGACUCUUAAGAAAGAGCUGCAGAAUUUAGUAGCUGUCCCAGAAAAAGACAAGACUAAGCUGCAGAAUCAAAGAGAGGAUGAAUUGAUCCAGAAAAUCCAUAAAUUAGUGCAGAAAAGAGACUUUCUUGUUGAUGAUGCCGAAGUGGAGAGAUUGAGAGAGAAGGAAGAAGACAAGGAGAUAGCUGAUUUCCUACGGAUUAAAUUGAGACCUUUGGACAAUGUUGUACAGUCUCCCACUAGGGUACCGACGACAGAGAAGCAAGCUGAGCCUCCUCCACCACCACCAUUUCCUCCCAACAAGCCCACCAUUGCCAAAACCAGCGCUGCUCUCAUUAAGGAUUGCUGUGGGAUGACCCAAUGCGCCAUCAUGUAGCUCCAGCAUCUCUCUCGGGCAGCGUCUUCUGCUCGACCCACUUCCCCCUUGCCCCCCCCAAAAACCCCUGGUGGGCAAAGGAAUCAGGACAUCAAGCACCCAGAUAUUCUUGAUCGUUGAAUCUCCUGUUGUAUUUCUUACAGUAACUUAUGUGCCGAAAUGUGCUAUUCUUGGUGACUCCUUGGUGUUGCAUGGACCUCGGUGAGCAUGCCCUAGGUUAAGACGAGGAGUAGAUGUUAACUGUACCCAGAACGCAGAGAAGACCUGUGAGGCGUAGACGGGGGAGUGGCUUAUGGCUUGCAGGUAACAUCAGGGGGCCAUCUGUAUGUCUAGAGCUGUGUCCAGACCGUCCACCCAGGCUUGAUCUGGCUUGUGAGUCAACUCACUUUCUGGUUUUGCACAAGAUGCUAAGUCAUCUCCAUAAGGUAGGAAGAACAGCCAAGAUGAACACUGGGCUUAGCAUGCUGUGUGAAUAUAUCUGCUACCGUAGGUCUUGACCUGACGUGGUAAAGCAUGGUCUGAAUCCAGCUGAUAGGUAAAUUCUGCAUAUGGGUAGGACCGAUUCUUAGCCUAAUGCCAGCUGUGAAGUAGGAACAACAUGUAGCAGUUUUAAUGGUCUGUUGUGCACUGGAUACAUCUCACACCGUCUUCCUUUAGCAGGCAGUAUUUGAUCGGUGGGCAAACGGAGGCAAGCGCCCUCCGUGUGGCUGGGUUGGGUCCUUUUCGCAAUGACAUGUGUGUUAAUAAAAAUGCUAAAUAGAAUAGCUAAUAGUUUAUCAGAAGCUGACCGCAAUCUGUUUUGUUCUGGUUUGCAGUGGCUUCUUAGCCGAUCCGCAGGAUCGCUCUUGUGCAAGGGACAAUAAGUUGUGUUAUUUUAAAAAUUGGUAAUGACUUCCAUGGUCCCAGUUCAUUGUUCUGUGACAUUUGGGAGGGGCAGAGCUGCAACUGAGGAAAUGACGUUGUGUUUCAAUUUCAACAUUUUGUUCGUUUGUCAAAGUGUAAAAUACAAGGAUAAAUGAAAAUAAAGGUAAAAUAGGUGAGAAAAAAGGGAAGAGAGCAGAGUGUAGGGUGGGGGGGGGGAGAAAGAAAAAGCACUGACUUCCAACUUCUUUUCGUGCAGUAGAAUAAGAUAAUCACGUGAAAGCUCAACUUUUUAGUUUUAUAUAAUAAUAUAUACUAACCAUUUCUAGAACAUCAAAUCAGCCAAACCCAAAAGCAAAGUUUCAUUUUUUUCCCCACCUCAAGCAAUAAGCCCCAAAGUGGUUUCCUAACAGAAACAGAAUGAAUUGUAGGAAACAAUUAUGUUGAUGAUGUAGUUAUUCAUUCAGUUGCCUCUGACUUUUGGCAUUUCCUUCACCCAGGUCUCUCUCCAUAUCCCAUCUUACACUAUUGUACUUGAUUUUUCCUAUGCUCUGGCUAGUGUCAGCUUUGACGGUGUCCAGCCACCAUGUUCUUCGGUGGCCUGGUUUUCUUUUACCAUUAACUCUUCCAAACAUAACUGCUUUCUCCAAUGAAUUUCUCUGCAUGACACGGGCCAAAAUAUGUGAGGUGCAGUCCUGUGAUUAAGUAGGAAAUACAAAUUGCCCGUAUGUUUAAAUAUGUAAGAAGGGGCGGAAGGAGCUAGAUGAGACCAAUUGCUCCUUCUUUUUGUCCAACAAUCUCCAGCAUUUGGAAUUUCUCUAACUUUUAUCUCGCUGAGCUCCAGGAAGUUAACCAAGUAAUACCAAGAUUCACAAUGAGGCAGAACUUUGAACACACAACUGUUCAAACUACGGCAGAUCUUGCCAGGUUGUUCUUGAUUCAACCAAGCUCCUCCAACUUUUAGAAGGUGCAUCCAGUAGAGGUUAGGUUGGAGACAGAUCAGCCUAAUACAUUUAUGGAACAGUCCAUCUGCUUAAAAUUAUCUUCAAAAAGAGAGCCGGACUAUAUACAGCGCAAGUAGUCCUUGACCUACAACAAUUGGGACCAAAAUUUCCAUUGCUAAGUCAAGUUCUACCGAUAUAUUUACUGGGGAAAAAAAAUGGACAGAGAAAGUCACUUGCUUGCUUGAAAUUUUUAUUGACAACUGCUUGGUCCCAACGCACAAAAUACCACUUGACCCACAAAAGUGCCCAAACAAAUUAGACAAAUUUAUAUGCCGCAUUGUCGCUUUUCACCCACCCAGAGUGCAUAGUUGAAGGCUGCCUUGAUCGGUUUCAUUUCAGAACAGUAAAGAAAUCAAAAUGACCAAAGUGUUAAAGUUAAUUUCAUCAUCUUAAUUUAUGUUCGAAUCAGUCAAGUUACAUUAUUUUUUUCAAGCCUCUGUAUGUUUUGGGUUUUUUUUUUUUUAUAAAAAAACUUCAUUAAAUAAUCUUGAGCUGUGAGAGGAAAAAAAAAAAAACCCUUCAAAUUUAUCCAAAACAGCAUUGCAUAACUUUCAAACAGCAAUUUCGUUCAGAAUGCCACAUGGAAUCCAUUAAUGAUGGGAUUAUUCUCUACAGAUCACCUGGCGACCUCUGUAUUUCAAAUACAGAACACUACUGGACUUUUGAUUUCUUUCUUUUUUUUUUCUCCCCAAAAAACUUGGCUCUCGCUUUUUUUUUUUUUUAAGAUGACUUGCAA
Messenger RNA from Crotalus tigris (Tiger rattlesnake), 3983 nucleotides. It is a transcript of the gene BMERB1, whose product is annotated as bMERB domain containing 1. The transcript has 7 exons. Gene Ontology annotation, biological process: negative regulation of microtubule depolymerization. NCBI's taxonomy places the organism in Eukaryota, Metazoa, Chordata, Lepidosauria, Squamata, Viperidae. Gene Ontology annotation, cellular component: microtubule cytoskeleton. Bases 744 to 1382 code for a protein of 212 amino acids. The record is from RefSeq and is a predicted model, not a curated record.